CACACACACACACACACACACACACACACACACACACACACACACACACACACACACACACACACACACACAUACAUACACACACACAUCUCUACACAUACUUAAACAUUAAGUACACACAUACUACGCUUUUAGGACGACUGAAAAUAUUUAAUCAAUUGGGAAAACGUUGCUAAGAACGUUGCUACAAACUAGAGGGUUCCGUUCCUUUCUCUUUGACGUCAUAUUCGAAGUGUUUGUUUAGAAGCAUAACGUAAGGCAAUGCUACAGUGUUAAUUUAACUUUCUUUCAAAAAAGCUUGAUGGUGUUGAGAGACAAAUGAUACAUGUCAUAGAGGCGCUGCUGGUUACGGUUGGAGCUGCGGCCGCAGGAGUCUUUUUUUAUAUGAGGAGACGUGGGGAUCGAGAAAGUACGACGGAGUCAACGGAUACAUCUCCUACCCAAGCUCCAGUACAGACAGCAGCACCUGUAGACUCUUCCUUGAUGGAUCCCAGCUCCUUCUUUUUAGAGGCUGGGGUUUGUAGUGACGACCCUGAGGACUCUUUGGAUGAACUCGAGGAGAGAUUUGAAAAGGCGAUGGAGCUGAACAGUGAGUUGGAUAUGAACACCUCCUACAUGGCAGUCAGAGAGAAGGGACCGGGAGAACACAUCUCUCAGAUCCAGAAAGGCUAUAGAUACCUCAGGAGGAGACACAAGAAAGUUGCUAAGGCACACAGAAACAUGAAGGUGCACUACAACAGGAUGAAGAGAAAGUACAAUGAGUUACUAAAGGAGCGUGAGCAAGACAAACUCUGUCUGACUCAAGCGAUGGAGUCCAGCGCUAGGCUUGAGAAUGAGAACAUUGACCUGCUCUGUGAGAUGAGCACAUUGCGGUGCUCCAUGCGUCAAUUACAGGACGAACUUGCUGAAACACAGAGGAUAUUUGCUGAAAAAAAUAAGCAGGAGCAAGUCUUCUGGGAUGAAUCGUCAGAUCACGGUCCAAAUUUAACGCACAAUGAAGAGAUACUCGUGGUGUAUCUGACUGAAAGUCAGGAUAACCUCCGGAAAAUGAUAAAGAUAAAUUCUAUGUUGGACCAAGAGAGAGUUAACCUGUGUGACCAAUUGUGUGCACUGCGACACACGGUGAAGGAGCUGGAGGAAAUGCUCUCUGAUUCCGAGAGGAAGUAUGACGCUGUAAAGCAGGAGAAUGAACAACUGAUGCAAAUUCACAAUAUUCUGAAGAUGAGGUACAAAAGGAUGCUGGAGUCUAUAACACAGUGCAAUACGUUCCUAAUGAACUAUUACAAAGAGGACGAAGUGUUUCUCUGAACCCCAGGUCACUGUCAGGGGCAUGUUUAAUACCUGGACAUUAGAGUCAGUAGAGAACCCGAAGAGAGAACUCCGACUUCAUCUCAAAGUGCUACAUCGCUGUCAUCAUACGACUUGGUGGUAAAGAUCUAGGAACAAGCACACAGGAAAAUAUCCAGGUGUAACUCAGUGCCCCUGGUUCCUAUGAGGAAUAAAAACAAUGACAGAAUGACAUGCCGGCGUUCACGGAGGGCAAUAAAUAAAGAAAAUGAAAAUGGAAAUA
Molecule: messenger RNA, 1570 nt
Organism: Tachysurus fulvidraco (yellow catfish)
Lineage: Eukaryota; Metazoa; Chordata; Actinopteri; Siluriformes; Bagridae
Exons: 9
Coding region: 319-1308 (329 amino acids)
Biological process (GO): regulation of transcription by RNA polymerase II
Molecular function (GO): RNA polymerase II cis-regulatory region sequence-specific DNA binding; DNA-binding transcription factor activity, RNA polymerase II-specific
Source: RefSeq, a predicted model, not a curated record